AAUUCAAGCCAAGCAACAUUUUUGAGAUCAGUAAUAAACCAUACAUUUGCCUUCUAUUUCUUCGAAACAAUGUCUAAUAUUGUUAUUGUUUUCGACUUUGACAAAACCAUCAUUGAUUGUGACAGUGAUAACUGGGUUGUCGAUGAAUUCGGUUUCACUGAUUUGUUCAAUCAGCUCCUUCCCACAAUGCCUUGGAACUCCCUUAUGGAUAGGAUGAUGAUGGAGCUUCAUUCACAUGGUAAAUCAGCACAUGCUUUAGGGUGUGAUUUGAGAAUUGUUAGUGAUGCUAAUAAGUUUUUCAUUGAAACUAUUGUAAAGCAUUUGGGGAUAAGUGAAUGCUUCACAAAGAUUAACACUAAUCCAGGUUAUGUUAAUCAACAAGGAAGACUAACAGUUUUGCCUUAUCAUGAUUUCAAUAAGGCUCUACAUGGUUGCCCUCUAUGCCCUCCAAAUAUGUGCAAGGGUUUAAUCAUUGAUAGAAUCCAAGAUACAAUUAGUGAAGUGGAUAACAAGAGGUUCAUCUACCUUGGUGAUGGUGCUGGUGAUUACUGUCCUAGCUUGAGACUUAGAGAAACAGACUUUGUGAUGCCAAGGAAGAAUUUUCCGGUGUGGGAUUUGAUAUGCAAAGAUCCUUCAUUAGUUAAGGCUGAAAUUAAUGGUUGGUGUGAUGGACAAGAGUUUGAACAAGUUUUGAUGAAGUUGAUCAACAAAAUUAUGAUUGGGGAAAAUGCGAAAUUUAUUUCAACUGAUUGCAAGCUACAAUCUCUGUCUAUUCCAGUACUUGAAUCACUGCCUAAAGCACUCUCAGUUAGACCAUAGAUUUUUAGUUUACAAUCUUACCAUGUAUCAUAGCCUAAUUAUAGUUUUUCUUGGA
Molecule: messenger RNA, 874 nt
Organism: Vicia villosa (hairy vetch)
Lineage: Eukaryota; Viridiplantae; Streptophyta; Magnoliopsida; Fabales; Fabaceae
Product: inorganic pyrophosphatase 2-like
Exons: 4
Coding region: 70-819 (249 amino acids)
Molecular function (GO): phosphatase activity
Source: RefSeq, a predicted model, not a curated record